This is a messenger RNA of Cololabis saira (Pacific saury), 3165 nucleotides long. RefSeq names its product signal-transducing adaptor protein 1-like. The coding region runs from base 256 to 1431 and encodes 391 amino acids. The transcript has 10 exons. The record is from RefSeq and is a predicted model, not a curated record. Gene Ontology annotation, molecular function: protein kinase binding; signaling adaptor activity. Lineage: Eukaryota; Metazoa; Chordata; Actinopteri; Beloniformes; Belonidae. Gene Ontology annotation, biological process: positive regulation of B cell receptor signaling pathway; cell surface receptor protein tyrosine kinase signaling pathway.
CAUUUCCUCAUACGAAACAGCUUUGACACUGAAAAAAGGGGGGGGAGCAAGCUUAUCAUUGAUGAUUUAUAGACCAGUAAUGAUCAGGAAUAACUUCACAUUGGUCAAUCUGUACACAAGGAAGCAAAAAUAAAAAUUCCCAGGACUGAGCUGAAGGGUUCAUGACAGCACUGCUGGACAAAGACGAGUGAACUCGGUCAACGCUUAACCAAGCCACACUAAGAGAAGCUUUUAGAUUUGAAUGACUUUUGGACAAUGUUUCAGAACAACAGAGCCGUCCUGAAAAGGAGGGCGACUAUCACACUUCUGCCUCUGUACUACUCUGGGCCUCUGCUGAAGAAAAACACCAGAGAGAAGGAUUUCAAGAACUACUAUGGAGAGCUCAGAGGAGCGACGCUGUUUCUGUACACAGAUGACACACAGGACACAUACCUUGAAAAGCUGGAACUGGAGCAGCUGAAAAGCAUGGAGCUGGCGUCUCCUUACCAAAAGAAGAUGCCAACCGUCUUCACUUUGAGCAUGCAAACAGAGGAAGUACAGCUGAAGAUGGACAACGCUGACAGAGGAGAGGAGUGGAGGGGCUACAUCAUGACUGUGGUUAAAAAGGAGAUUCCCACUAAGCUGCAGCUCUUGCCGGGUCAGUUUAUGAAGCUGGAGGAGGUUCUGGCUUCUGAGCAGGCAAGAAACUUCCUACCUUCGCGGCCACCCCUCCCACGUCGACCAACCUUCCUACGGUCCCCGAGUUCAUCUUCGGACUCUUCUCCAAAAAAGCAGGACUCUGAGAUGCCCGCAUGCUUCUUCAGUGUGAGUCGACAGGAAGCAGAGCGGAUGCUGGAGACAAACCCCGAGAAUGGAAGCAUCAUCCUCCGUCCUUCCACCAUGCCCAAUAACUAUGCGGUGACCAUGAGACAACCGAAGGACAGUGGAGCCAUCUUGAAGCAUUACCGUGUGACCUCCACAAGCGCAGGGUUUGUCAUUGAGCUGGACACAGCGGUAACGGUCUCAUCCCUGAAGGAUGUGAUUGCGUAUGUCCUCGAGAAGACAGAUUAUCGUCUUAAUCCCUACGUUUUAUGUCAGCCCUACGACACUCGCAUCGAACCGUCACCUCUUCCAAAGUGCGUCAACGUUACCCACUCUACGUCUAAAACGCUGCCCAGGGCACAAGUUAAACCUGUGCAGUACCCCCAAUCCAAAGAGACGCCUCCUCCAGCCGAGACCACGGACGGAACUUAUGUGUUUCCUGAUCCCAGUUCAUAUAAUCAUGACCUCAAGUUGGCUCAUCAUGGAGAGCUUCGGGAAGUUUUGAAAAUGAGGAGAGAAUUGAUCUACACCGCAACUGGAGAGGAGAAAUCCAUCAUCUACAAGAAUCAAAUCUCGGAAAAAUCUAACGGCAGCACAGUUGAGUGGAACACAAAUCAUUCAACAGCGUAAGGUGUGAACCUCUCAUCCCUACUGAACGUGGUGUACAACUUCUGUGAGGCUCACUGAUUUUAUUUUGUCCAAAGUCUGCUCCGAUAUUGUGCAUGACUAACAGUAAGACCAAAAAAAAAAAGCAUCAUAAGCAGAGCUCUGGGUUGUGUAUCUGCAUAUUUCAUGAUAAACGAAUAAAACACUUAAAAUGCAAUAAUGGGUAAGGUAACUUAUCUGAUGACUAUUCUUAGGUCCAAGUAACUAAAUGUUAGUUUAUGGUGAACAUCGUCAUGAAGAAAAGCAGACCAGAAUGCAUAAAUGAAAUAUUUGAUACUGCAGGGUAUCAAAAAGGCUCACCAAAGUAAUAUUCAUGUAAAUGUUUUAGGAGGUUUCCGUCAGAACCACACAGGAGGAUUAGCAUCCCUCCUGGUUGACGUGUUUGGUAUCACUGCACUAACACUUCAAAUCAUUAUCUCCUCAACAUCAACCAUAAUUGUUUAUAUAUUGAGGCAUGUGACUGUAUUUCAUGAGUAUAGCUUUGUUUUUAUAAACGGCAUCACAGAUGAACAACUUUACCGAAUUUAGCCUGAAGUGCAACCUAAACAGGAUCUGAGAAGAUCUGAAAAAUGUAGGAAAAGCAAUAAUUACAUGCGUUUUCUUUGUUAAGAGAUUUCAGAAAAGUUUUUUUGUCACAUUUUUUUUCUUCUCUGUAUGUGUUUUUGUGAAUGUUUUAUUAUUAUUAAAGUUUUAUUAAUGUAUUUUGAUUCACUGUACUUUAUGAAUCAGAGUUAAAAACUGUCAGCUGAAAGCUGACAGUUUUUGAUUCAGCUUUGAUCAAAUUUCAAGAAAAUGACUGAUUCCAGAUUUCCGUUUUUGGACUUGUUGCUUCAAACGAUAUUAAACUGUUAUGUUUUUGUUCUGAUUAUUUCCAACAGUCCAUUUUAAAAGACUAAUGAAACUGCAAACUUAUGGAGUUAUAUUAGAGGAAAAUAAGACCAUAAAUCAGGAUGAACUUUACACUUUAUUUUUCACACGUAAGGGUAGGCGAACAUAAAUGUUUUCAAAUUUGAUGUUACUCCAUUAAGACUGUAUUUUCUUGUUUUCAUCAUUACUGUGGAUCAUGUUAUAGCUUAAAAGUUUAAGGAUCAUUCAUCACUCAAAGACAGCAAGACUGUGAAAAAUAUUCAAUAAAAAAAGAAAGCAAAAACUCCCUUCUGUAUCCUUCGUUACUUAUAAAGUAUUUCUGGUGCACCGUCGCCAACAUCACAUUUUUCAUAAUCUGGUCCUUGACACUGUGUGAUAGCAGCCCUCAUGUGAGAAAGAAAUAAAAUAUCUGUAAUAACUUAACAUCUCAGAAUAGAAAAAAAAAGAAAAAAACAACCCCAGAAUAAAUAAAGGUGAUUGUUCCACAGUGUGGACCUGCCCCCGCUGCUCGUCAGUACAUUACUUCUCGGUGAGUGAUAGCUGCAGGAUCCUCUCCAGCUCAUCCUCUUCCUCCUUCUGCUUCCUGCAACAAAAAUAUUUUUUGUUUGAGUGUUUAUUGUGUUUUUCUUUGUUUCUUUUACCUUUUCUUUUUCCUUUCUUUUCUUUUUCUAUUGAUUGAUUUGUUUUUGUGAUUUUGUAUUGAGGGGGAGGAUUUUUUAUAAGCCCUUCAGGCUUCUUUUCCUCUCCUGCACAAUUAUUUGUCCUUGUAUUGUUAAUAUAAUUACUCUUUUAUCAUUGUGCAUAUGAAUAAAUAAAUAAAAAAUAAAUAAA